Dendronephthya gigantea is the source of this 562-nucleotide messenger RNA. Its product is annotated as fibropellin-1-like. The record is from RefSeq and is a predicted model, not a curated record. Gene Ontology annotation, molecular function: calcium ion binding. The transcript is spliced from 3 exons. The annotation marks the transcript as partial. NCBI's taxonomy places the organism in Eukaryota, Metazoa, Cnidaria, Anthozoa, Malacalcyonacea, Nephtheidae.
ACGGGAUUGUUCAGCUCUCUUAAAGGCACCAUUUUGGGCGUGUAAUGAAACAAUCAACGCAACAGAACAGUAUUUCAUCGCAGAUUGUGAAUAUGAUAUGUGUGCUUGUGAAAACAACCCUGCCGCGUGUCUCUGUCAAAUUUUUGAUUCCUACGCUGCCGCGUGUGCCGCUGAGAUGGUGAAUUUUGACUGGAAAAAUGAUUUCCCUCGAUGCAGUACUCCAUGUGCAAGCUCUCCAUGUUUCAAUGGUGCAACUUGUGUUGACGAGGGUGCCACCAGCUACACCUGCCAAUGUCGUGAUGGAUAUGUGGGUGAUCGUUGUGAUAUAAAAGAUGUUUGCGAUAUUCCUGCCCGCAUAGCCUAUGGCGACAAUGAAAUAAACUAUGAAGUAACUUUGGAUAACGUGACAACAUUAAGACGUAUUAGUACCGUAGGAGCACAAGAUUUGGAUUAUGAUCCCGUGUCUCGACGAUUGUUUUACUACAAUUCAGACAACUUCUAUAGCAUUGAACUAGAUGGUUCGGACCUAAAAGAUUUAGGUGAAGUGAGGCAGGUUACCAGA